AUGAUGUACUGCAAACUUUUGGCGGUUACGCUGCUGCUGGCGGCCUCGUGCCAGGCGCGCCCCAAGUGGGGGAGCGCCCAGCGGUCCUCGCCCUGGGGCCAGAGCGGCAACCACGGCAGCACCUGGGAGAUGACCAUCGUGGAGGGGGUGGGCCCCAGCGGCAGCCAGUUGUACGGAGUCUACCCUGGCAACCCCUGGGCUGGCGUAGACGAUGACCAGGUCGGCAGCUCCUCCAACCAGUGGAACAGCCAGCACGGCGUCCAGCAGGGCGGCCAGCACGGCGUCAACAGCCCAUCCUGGGGCAGCAGCGGCAUGUCUGCCAACAUCCGCAACAACCCCAGCGGCAGCAACUGGGGUAGUCAGCAGCAGCAGGGCCGAUCUGGCAGCCCCUGGGCCGGGCAGCAGAGCCAGCACGGAAGUGGCUGGGGAAGCGGCAGCUCCUGGAAGGCGAGCGGCAGCGGCGCCUGGAGCGGAAACGGAAACGGCUACGGUUCCAACCCUUGGGGAGGCGCCAGCGAGCAGUCCCGUGCCGGUCACACCAACUCCUGGACCAACUCCUGGACCAACUCUGCUGACGUCGACCAGCCCUGGAGCGUCGGCCACCUCAUGAACAACCCCGUGAGCGGAGGCAACCGUGUCAACCAGGUCGGAAAGAAAGGCAACGGCUGGGUGGUAGUGAGCAGCCCUUGGGCCGGUAGCGACGAAGAUGACCAGUCCGUCGAGGUCGGAAACCACGGUGUUCACCAGGCUAGCGGUCGUGGCUGGGGACAGGGUGUUAACCACCAGGGUGUGAACCAGCAGGGUAGCAACCAGGGUAGCAGCUGGAGCUGGGGACAGGGUCAGAGCAGCCAGCGAGGAAACCACGUCGCUGGCCAGGUGGUCGUCAGCCGUAGCCUAGGACAGGGUGGCAACCACCAGGGGUGGAACCAGGGUGGCAACCAGCACGGUGUCAACCAGGGUG
This is a messenger RNA of Frankliniella occidentalis (western flower thrips), 961 nucleotides long. RefSeq lists its product as uncharacterized. NCBI's taxonomy places the organism in Eukaryota, Metazoa, Arthropoda, Insecta, Thysanoptera, Thripidae. The annotation marks the transcript as partial. The record is from RefSeq and is a predicted model, not a curated record. The transcript is spliced from 2 exons.